Lycium barbarum (goji berry) is the source of this 651-nucleotide messenger RNA. RefSeq lists its product as uncharacterized. The record is from RefSeq and is a predicted model, not a curated record. Bases 1 to 651 code for a protein of 216 amino acids. The transcript is spliced from 3 exons. NCBI's taxonomy places the organism in Eukaryota, Viridiplantae, Streptophyta, Magnoliopsida, Solanales, Solanaceae.
AUGCGGCAACAACAAUCUAUUCAUGCUGCAUUUGAUAAGCAACUUAAUCAAGAUAAUCAUGGAUAUGAGAUUCGCUUAGCAACUUCAAUUCGUGUAGUGAGACUUCUUGUGAAACAAGGAUUGGCAUUUCGGGGUCAUGAUGAAUCUAAAGCAUCGCUUAACAGAGAAAUUGUGCUUUCUUGCAUGAUUGAAACAAUUAAGGGUAUCAUAAAGGAAUUAAAUGGUGACUAUUUUUCCUUAUUGGCUGAUGAAUCUUUUGAUGUAUCACGCAAGGAUAAAAUGGCGGUUGUUUUACGAUAUGUUGAUAGAAGGGGAUUUGUGAUGGAGCGACUUCUUGACAUUGUUCAUGUUAAAAAUACUAGUGCUUUAGCUUUAAAAGGUGCAAUUGUCAAUUUACUUUCUCAACAUUCCUUAAGUCUAUCUUGUGUGCGUGGACAAUGCUAUGAUGGAGCAAGUAAUAUGCAAGUGGGAGAACUUGCACAUUUGGUUUCGGAUAUUUUGAAUGUGUUGGCGGCUUCUUAUAAACGUAUGGAUGAUUAUCGAGAAUCUCAAAGGAAAAGAAUUCAAGAGGCUUUAGAAAAGGGCGAGCUUAAAACUGGUAGGGGCUUGCAUCAAGAACUUGGUAUUUCUAGAGUUUGUGAUACUCGUUAG